This is a messenger RNA of Toxoplasma gondii ME49, 455 nucleotides long. RefSeq lists its product as hypothetical. The transcript has 2 exons. The record is from RefSeq and is a predicted model, not a curated record. Lineage: Eukaryota; Apicomplexa; Conoidasida; Eucoccidiorida; Sarcocystidae. The coding region runs from base 1 to 453 and encodes 150 amino acids.
AUGGGGUGUUGGCUGGAACACAUUCAUCGACGCAAACUAGGGUGUUCGUGUACUUCCAAGGUUGAAGCGCAGUCGCUUUUGCAGGACUUGUUCGUUUUGCAUCAAAGACCGCUCCUCCACGAUCUCCGACCGAAUCCGAAGUCGCCUUCCGGCGCUGACAUCACGGACGGACCGGUUCUUCCUUGGUGCGCCGCAUUUGCCCUUGCAGUUACCCUUGCAUUUGCGUCCAUUCUAAACUUGAGGUGGCUUAAGGGGAGCACAGGAGCACGACUGAGACGUUUCGCACUUAGAGAGUGUCUGGCGUCUGUUGAGCUGCCUCGCCAAACUCGGUGUUUUUGUCAGCGUGCCUGCGGAAACCCCUUUCCUAACGGACACUUUUGGCAGCAGCUUACUCUUCGCCGCUCUUCGGCAAACAAACCUGGGAUCCGUUUUCGUCUGUGGCUGAAUUCCUGAGA